Molecule: messenger RNA, 2066 nt
Organism: Arabidopsis lyrata subsp. lyrata
Lineage: Eukaryota; Viridiplantae; Streptophyta; Magnoliopsida; Brassicales; Brassicaceae
Product: cysteine-rich receptor-like protein kinase 15
Exons: 8
Biological process (GO): protein phosphorylation
Molecular function (GO): ATP binding; protein kinase activity
Source: RefSeq, a predicted model, not a curated record
CCUUCAUGGUUUGAAACCCAAAUCAAGGAAGUCCAAGCAUGCCUUCACGUACAUCUUUCAUCUUCUUUCUCCUUUUCUCCUUCCUCACUAGCUUCACAGCUUCUGCUCAAAACUUUUUCUUCUUAAAGCAUUAUUGUCUAAAUACGACAAUUUUCUCGAGUAGCAACACUUUCUUCACCAAUCGCAGAACUCUUUUGUCCUCCCUCUCUUCCCCUAACGCCUCUUACUCCACCGGUUUCCAAAACGCUACGGUUGGGGAAGCCUCUGAAUGAAAUAUUCUUACAUCUGGUCCUGACAGGGUCACGAGACUUUUCCUCUGUCGUGGAGACGUUACCCCAGAAGUUUUCCGUAACUGCGUUGCAUUUGCCGUCAACGACACACUCAAUCGGUGUCCGAAUGAUAGACAAGCCGUGAUCUAUUACGAUGAGUGUAUGCUCAGAUACUCUGACCGGAAUAUCCUUUCGACCCUUACAUACGAUGGAGCAUGGACCAUGUUGAACGGUAAUAUAUCAACUAAUCAAAGUCAAAUAUACAGGUUUCAAGAUUUGGUGUCGUUAACGAUGAACCAAGCUGCCAUCGAGGCAGCAAACAGUUCUAAAAAAUUCUAUACGAUGAAAGCAAAUUGGACCGCACUGCAGACUUUGUACGUACUGGCUCAAUGCACUCCUGAUCCUGAUCUUAUAAGAGUAGACUGCUUGAGCUGUCUUCAAUACUCCAUCAACGCAAUGGCUCUUUACAAAAUUGGAGGAAGAACUCUUUACCCUAGUUGUAAUUCAAGGUACGAGCUUUAGGAUUUCUACAACGAAACCACCAUUACAACACCACCACUGCCUCCUGCAUCUACUCCUCCGGUGUCUGUUCCUCCACGACCUGGAAAAGAUGGGAACUCAAAUGUGUUACUGGUAGCUAUUGUUGUGCCUAGUAUAGUGGUUGUUCUGCUUUUCAUAGCUGGUUAUUGUUUCCUUGCAAAGAGGGCAAAGAAGACUUCUGAUACUGCACCAACCUUUGCACCAGCCUUUGAUGGAGAUGAUAUAACAACCAUAGAGUCUCUGCAACUUGAUUAUAGAACAAUUCAAGCUGCAACAAAUAAUUAUUCAGAAAAUAAUAAAAUUGGCCGAGGUGGAUUUGGUGUGGUUUACAAGGGUACACUUUCUAAUGGGACUGAAGUUGCAGUGAAGAGACUUUCAAAAUCAUCAGGCCAAGGUGAAAUAGAGUUCAAAAACGAGGUUGUUGUUGUUGCAAAGCUUCAGCACAGAAAUCUGGUUAGGCUUCUCGGGUUUUCUCUAGACGGAGAAGAAAGGGUAUUGGUCUACGAGUAUGUGCCCAACAAAAGCCUUGAUUACUUCCUCUUUGACCCUGAAAAGCAAGGUGAGCUGGACUGGACUCGUCGAUACAAGAUCAUUUGAGGCAUUGCUAGGGGAAUUUUAUAUCUUCAUCAAGAUUCAAGGCUCACAAUCAUACACCGUGACCUCAAAGCAAGUAACAUUCUCCUGGAUGCAGAUUUGAAUCCCAAAAUUGCUGAUUUUGGAAUGGCAAGGAUCUUUGGAAUGGACCAAACCCAGGAGAACACAAGCAGAAUAGUUGGUACCUUCGGUUACAUGGCUCCGGAAUAUGCAAUACAUGGCCAUUUCUCAGUGAAAUCUGAUGUCUAUAGCUUCGGAGUGUUGGUACUUGAGAUUAUAAGCGGUAAGAAGAACAGCAGCUUUUACGAGACAGACGGCGCACAUGACUUGGUCACACAUGCUUGGAGGCUUUGGAGUAACGGAACAGCAUUAGACCUCGUGGAUCCAAUUAUUAUAGAUAAUUGCCAAAAGAGUGAAGUGGUUCGAUGCAUCCAUAUCGGUCUUUUAUGUGUUCAAGAAGAUCCCGUAGAGCGUCCGGUCUUGUCGACCAUUAUCAUGAUGCUCACUAGUAAUACUGUGACUUUACCAGUGCCUCAUCAACCAGGGUUUUUUGUCCAGAAUAGACCCGAAAAUGACCCGCUUGAUAUAUAUCAACAUACGAAAACCAAGUCUGUUCCAGGGUCUAUUGAUGACGAUUUGAUCACCGAGUUAUAUCCUCGUUGA